UCACCCGGCUGCGCUUGACCUAUUUUUGGCUCAGGCCAGCCAUUGUUCUAUUUCUGCCGCCUCUGGGCCACGCUGUUGUUGAUUCAAAUGCAAAUGAGUUGUCACUGCCCAGGCCAACUCCAGCAGCGGGACCUGGGAACGGCUGCGGGACAGCAGCACGGCGGGGGGACCGCAGCCGGACCCCGGGGAUCUGUUCCCGUUGGGUGCUUAGUGCGAAGCUGUGUUUCCCCACGCACACUGCCAGAAAGCACCGAGAUACUUCUUUGAUUCUUCAUCCACCUGCUGUUGGCUCCCAGAGCACAACUGGUGAAACUCUGAGGUGCACAGCCCAGCAGGCGCUUCUUGCCCUCUCACUGCUGUGUAAAGUGGAUUUUGCCUUUUCUCUCCUAAUAGAUACUUGUACAAAUGCUUAAACAUUGCUAAUUACUGAAGUGUACUGUCUGACGAGUCCGGCUGGAGGAGAUGGGGUUUCUGGACGUGAACAGCUCUUGGCUCAGCAAAGAAUGCACAGUAUGAUCAGCUCAGUGGAUGUGAAGUCAGAGGUUCCUGUGGGAUUAGAGCCUAUCUCACCAUUAGACUUACGAACUGAUCUCAGGAUGAUGGUUCCCAUGGUGGACCCAAUUAUGCGUGAAAAGCAGCUACAGCAGGAGCUACUUCUGAUCCAGCAGCAGCAGCAAAUUCAGAAACAACUGCUGAUUGCAGAGUUUCAGAAACAGCAUGAAAACCUGACCCGCCAGCACCAGGCCCAGCUCCAGGAGCACAUAAAGUUACAACAGGAACUCCUAGCCAUUAAACAGCAGCAAGAACUUCUCGAAAAAGAGCAGAAACUGGAGCAACAGAGACAAGAGCAGGAACUGGAGAGGCAUCGCAGGGAACAGCAGCUUCCUCCCCUCAGAGGCAAAGAAAGAGUCCGAGAAAGAGCAGUAGCCAGUACAGAAGUGAAGCAAAAACUUCAGGAGUUCCUGUUAAGUAAAUCAGCAACGAAAGACUCUCCAGCAAAUGGAAAGAAUCAUUCCGUGAGCCGCCACCCCAAGCUCUGGUACACGGCUGCCCACCAUACCUCACUGGAUCAAAGCUCUCCACCCCUGAGUGGGGCCUCGCCGCCAUACAAAUACACUUUACCAGGAUCACAGGAUGCCAAGGAUGAUUUUCCACUCCGUAAAACAGCUUCAGAGCCCAAUUUGAAGGUACGCUCAAGGUUAAAACAAAAGGUAACAGAAAGGCGAAGCAGUCCUUUACUGAGGAGGAAGGAUGGAAAUGUUGUCAGCUCGUUCAAGAAGCGACUCUUUGAGGUGACAGAAUCCUCAGUCAGUAGCAGCUCCCCUGGAUCAGGUCCCAGUUCCCCAAGCAAUGGUCCAACCAGCAGUAUAACAGAAAGUGAAACCUCGGUUUUGCCAUCUAGCAUUCAAGCUGAGCAUCUGGUUUCACAGCAACGCCUUUUGAUACAGGAUGAAUCAGUGAACUUGUUGAGUCUGUACACAUCCCCUUCUUUGCCCAACAUUACCUUGGGACUUCCAGCUGUACAAUCUCAAAUCAGCGCUUCAUCAUCAUUCAAAGAAAAGCAGAAGGGAGAGACCCAGACACUCAGACCAGGAGUGGCCUUGGCUGGACAGUAUGGGGGGAAUAUUCCCCCAUCUUCAACUCAUCCUCAUGUUGCUUUGGAGGGAAAACCAAACAGCAGCCACCAGGCUCUCUUGCAACAUCUGUUACUGAAAGAACAGAUGAGACAACAGAAACUUCUUGUAACUGGAGCGGUUCCUCUUCAUCCCCAGUCUCCUUUGGCAGCAAAAGAAAGAGUCUCACCUGGCAUAAGAGCUGCCCACAAACUGCCUCGCCACAGGCCUCUGAAUCGAACCCAGUCAGCUCCUCUUCCUCAGAGCACUUUGGCGCAGCUGGUCAUCCAACAGCAACAUCAACAGUUUUUGGAGAAGCAGAAACAGUACCAGCAACAGAUCCACAUGAAUAAGAUGCUCUCCAAAUCCAUUGAGCAGCUAAAGCAGCCUGGCAGCCACCUGGAGGAAGCUGAAGAAGAGCUGAAUGGAGAUCACUCAAUGCAGGAGGAGCGAGCUCCCGCUAGUGGGGCCAGCAUUAGGGCUGAGAGCAGCAGUGCUGGUGAGGAUGACAGAAUAGGACAGCAGGCGGGGGCUGUGAAGGUCAAAGAGGAGCCACCGGACAGUGAUGAGGAUACUCAAACCCAGCAAAUGGAAUCUGGGGAGCAAGCUGCUUUUGUGCAACAGGUAAUAGGCAAAGAUUUAGCUCCAGGAUUUGUAAUUAAGGUUAUUAUCUGAACAUCACAUGCAUUUUCUAGGCUUUGACGAGUAGUUGUGUUUUGAUUCACUAGCAAAUCCUGAUUUACUAUUCAAAGAAUUUAACAAAAGCAAAGGUGUCGUAUGCACACUUCAAAACAUAGUGGAGCUCAUCCUUAUGGCCCUAAUGAAGCAAAUACCCGUUGCAGACAAUUGCUAUACAUAAAACUUUGCGUAUUAGAUGAUAGAAUUUGUAUUAGGCCAGGAUUAUAUUACAUCGCUUAGUUCUAGUGCAAGACAGCUCCUAUCACCUAGCUUGUUGAGAUCAGCUACUGCUGGACUUAGUUUCCAGAUCUGAUUGAUGAAACAUUCUUCUCUGAUUUUGAAUCCUCUGACUUUUGCUUUCAGCUAUCUGUAUAUAAUGUAUCAUACCGUAGUCUUGAACACUGUUAACAAACGAUAGGGUAAUUUUCCCCCAUAGACAGGUACUGACUGCUACAUCAGUGGUCCUAGGUUGGAGUACAAAGUUAAAGAAAUAUACCAGGUGGAUGUAAACAUGCAAGGCAAGGCGCUGUUUGAAAAUUGCAUUGUUUUCAUUUUUGCACUGCUUAAUUCAUUUUUCAUUCUGUCUUAUUUGAUGAUACUGUCCACAAAGACACCCUUAAAUUAAGCAGAUGCAAAUACUGGCAAGAAGGAAAAUGCAGCAUUAGGUUCCAAUCAGAUAUUACAGUAUUGAAGGAAAAGCACAGAAGUGUUAUCGUUAUUAUCUGAUAUCCAAACACUUGCUUAUUGUUUUAAAGAAAAACUAGUCAUACAAUAUUGCAUAACCUUUACCACUAGGUCUCAUGGACAAAGCUUAAAAUAAGGACAGUGUAAAUAAUGCCAACUUGGCAAAAGGAAACUUCAAAUUGUCUGACAGUGUUUUGCGAAUGCUGCAGAAUGAAGUGCAUUUGUGCAGCCUGUGCUUUCAGAGAGCUGCUGUCCCUUUUGUUGCUCCAAAAUCAGACAGAGCAAUGCUGGAUGCAGUGGCAGGCACUGUUUAUUUAAGUCAAGACUUUGUCAGGUCCCUGCUGUUCUCCUCGAGAAAAGUGAUUCUGAGAGGGGGAGCAGGAAAUGCCUUAUGGAAACAGGAAGCCCAAGUGAUUCAUGUGCUGAGGAAUGUAAGGCAGGGGGAACGGGGUAGUGUUCUCUCUGUUUUUAAAGGCACUCUAUGAAUUGAUUUAUUGUCAAAGAAAAUAACAAAGCGAGCAGGGAAAUUGUUAAGGAAGCUUUCCAGUGAAACAUUUCCUUCAUAUUCCCUUUUGAUAUGUUUACCUUGUUUUAUAGGUUUACUUUUGUUAAGCUAGUUAAAGAUUCAUUGUAUUAAGAUCCCCUUUAAUAUGGAUAAUCCCAAACUGACCUGGAAUCCUUGUCAGUUUUUUUUCUAUUAAAAAAUAUUUAUAUUUCUAAAGCUAAGGUAUUUUAAGGUGCAGUAUCCUGUUUCAAAAGAGAUAGAUGUUUUGCCAAAUGUAGAAAUUGUUCUGACAUGUUAUUAGCAUAUGUUGUUUACAUGAUGCUCUAAUACUAUUGAAGCUCUUAUAAAAUGUUGCGACCUAUAAAGAUACAUUAUCCUUUUUCCUAAAAGAUCUCAAAUCAACAACUAAGUAGUUGCUGUAUAGCGAAAGGCCUCCUGCAACUUAAUGAUGAACUUAGAUAGGAAACACGCAUUAAUUGACAAAAUGUAGACAACUUUUCUGUGUGCUUUAUAUUGGUCUUGGAUGAAAAAAUCACUUUGCAUUCACAAUGAAAAGCAUAUAAAACUGAAAUUGCAUAUUUUUCCCAUUCUAUAUAACUGUACUUUUCCUUGAAGCCUAACUUCAACCUCAUCAAAAGGGAUAGUGCAUCUUUUUAAAAUACAUUUUAUUUGGGGAGAAAUUUGCAAAUGAGAAGACUUUUGUACAAUAUCAUUUCCAAAACAGUGUAUUCACAAAGCACAGAAGAUAUUUUUAUAAUGUUCUGCAGGUGAGGAACCCCAAUAGAUUAGUAGACUUUCACUUCAGAAUCUCUCAAACUUGGAAAAAAUUGAAAUAGAGAAAUUACCUGGAACCAGUGAAAAGGAAAACUGGGUUUAAAAAAAUCCCACAUUUCUAAUUGACAGUUGUCUCCUACAUUUUAAAUCUACUGUAUUUAUUAGAAUUUACACCCUCAGAGGUGAUCUCUUGUUUUGUGUUGUAAAUAUAUUGUUUGUAUGUUCCCUUUUUUUGCCUUCUGAUAUAAGUCUCUUCCUUUCUCAAAUAAAGUUUUUUUUUUUAAAAGA
This is a messenger RNA of Centrocercus urophasianus (Greater sage-grouse), 4542 nucleotides long. RefSeq names its product histone deacetylase 9 (gene HDAC9). The transcript is spliced from 12 exons. NCBI's taxonomy places the organism in Eukaryota, Metazoa, Chordata, Aves, Galliformes, Phasianidae. The record is from RefSeq and is a predicted model, not a curated record. Gene Ontology annotation, biological process: negative regulation of transcription by RNA polymerase II; chromatin organization. Bases 504 to 2288 code for a protein of 594 amino acids. Gene Ontology annotation, cellular component: histone deacetylase complex. Gene Ontology annotation, molecular function: histone deacetylase activity.